CAAAACUUGUCGUUUAGCCGCCAAUGGCUUCCUCUCACCUUCUUACCUUUAGGUUUACAAAACCUGAAAACUUUAAGCAUCUUCUUCUUCUUUGGGUAAUUCUUUUUCUUUUUCCGCCCAUAACAGCUCUGUCUUCCGCUGGCCGUCACAGCUUUGUGACUAUAACUCGAAGACCCAAGUUUCUCUUUCUCUCUCUACCGUCAAUUCCUUCCAAUUUCAAAGCAAGUGCCUCUCCCACAGUGUGACCUGCAUCCUUCAAUUCUCUCCAAGUCCAAGUUAAUGAAUCAUGAAUGAAAGUAAUAGAAGUGUGGAAGGUCAGGAUUUAAUUAACCUUCCUUCAUCUAGCAAUUCCAUGUCUGGAAGUGAGAGUGGUGAACUUCGGGAUUUGGAUGAUGCUCCAAAUCAAGUAGAUUCUCAACCUAAUAAUGCUGAGGCUAAAGAUGGUGAAAUGAAAGCCGAGAUCCCGGAGCUGAAUGAAGGUGAUAUUAGAAAUCCCCAGAGCCAUUUCAUUGUGGAAGCAGAGGUAGACAACACUCUUGCUGAAGGUUCAUCUGACAUGGAAAUAAGUGAUGAAAUAACUGAAACUGUGACGGUUGAAGAGAAAAUGGAUGGAUCUUCAGUGCCUACCAAAAAGCGGCGUGUUGAUGUCCAUAAUGAAAGUCCCAUCCAGAACCACAUGAUGGAUGGUAUUUCUGUAUCUAGUGUUAAGAGACCCCGGAUGACAUUUGAUGACCAGCAACCUUCUGUUCAUAUUGUGUAUAAUUUCUUAACAAGAGCUAGUAAACUGAAGCUUGAGGAACUUUUGCAGAAGUGGUCAGAGUGGCAAGCUGAACAUGGUUCUUCAUCCUAUGAUCAAAAUGAACUUAUAGAAUCAGGAGAAGAGACGUACUUUCCUGCUUUGCGUGUUGGUGCAGAGAAACCCUCUGCUGUGUCAUUCUGGAUUGACAACCAAACAAGGAAUCCGCAUGAUACAGAGUUCAUCCCAUUGGAUAGUAACAUUGUGCCUCUUUAUGAUCGUGGAUAUGCAAUAGGUUUGACUUCCGCGGAUGGUUCAAGUAAUUUGGAAGGAGGCCUGGAGAUAAAAGAUGAGGCUUCCCGUUGUUUCAACUGUGGUUCUUAUAGUCAUUCCCUGAAGCAAUGCCCAAAGCCUCGUGACAAUGUUGCUGUCAAUAUUGCUCGAAAGCAACACUACAAGUUCAAACGCAAUCAGAAUGCUGCUUCUCGCAAUGCAAUUCGCUAUUAUCAGAACUCUCAAGGUGGAAAAUAUGAUGAUCUAAAGCCUGGUGUUCUUGGUGCUGAAACACGACAACUGUUAGGCCUUGGGGAGUUCGAUCCACCACCUUGGCUUAACAGAAUGCGAGAACUGGGGUACCCACCGGGAUAUCUAGCAUCCGAUGAUGAGGAUCAGCCAUCAGGAAUUACAAUAUAUGCUGAUGGAGAAACCAAUGAAGAAGAGGAAGAUGGAGAAAUUGCCGAGAUGGUGCAUUCUGAACCAAAGAGGAAAAUGACUGUCAAAUUUCCAGGAAUAAAUGCACCAAUCCCUGUAGAGGCAGAUGAAAAACGUUGGGCUUCUGGUCCUUCAAGUUCUGAAUCGUCUAGGAGGUCACACCAUAGAUUAAACCAUUCUUCUGAACCUGGCAGCAGAGGGCAUCAUCAUGAGCAAAGGUAUUUUGGGGAUUUUGAAGAUGAAGGCCCUCCGGGGGUUGACUCAAGAUUUAGCUCAUCCUAUCCCCCAAGGUAUGGUAAUUAUGAUUCUCACAGUUUUCAAACUCCAAGAGAUCGUAUUCCAAGGCCCUGUAGCCCAACCAUGGGAAGGUCCCAUUCUGACAGGGGUAGAAGGAGCCCCUUGGUAUAUGAAGAUGUUGCAAGUCAUGGUUCCUAUUCAUCUUCAGAUAGGCGUAAUACACCAAGAAUUCAUGGCUCAGCCAGAUUAGAAAAUGAGACUGACGAAAGAUGGGAUAACAGCUACCCUCAUCAUUCAUCUCGGUUCAAUAGUCAUAGAUACCACAGCAGGUGGUGAAUAGCAUUGUCGUAACUUUUGUUUCUGUCACCAGAAUUCAUGAUUGUUUAGUAAUUAAUACCCUAUGAGGCCAUGACUCACUCCCUCUUCAACCAAGAGCUGAUUCUCAGUUUCUCUAGUUGCUUUUGGUUUUAACAUAACUUGUAAAGAUUUCUAGACUGAUGAUGCAUGUAGAAAAGUUAGGAGUCAUUGUACAAUAUAAUGAUUUAGAUUGGCAGGCAUUUUUAUAGUUAAUUUAAGUUUUUUGGUCUUACAAUAUGGUCGGCAAGUAAUAACUAUCAGAUUUAUUAUGUAGUUGAAUAUCAACCAUUGAUCAAGUUUUAAAGAGGAGAGGUUAAAACUUGUUUAUUUGGAUAAUCAGAUUGCAAAGCAAAUUUAAAACUAAAAACAAAA
Messenger RNA from Durio zibethinus, 2413 nucleotides. RefSeq lists its product as uncharacterized. Gene Ontology annotation, molecular function: zinc ion binding; RNA binding. Gene Ontology annotation, biological process: RNA processing. Gene Ontology annotation, cellular component: catalytic step 2 spliceosome. The record is from RefSeq and is a predicted model, not a curated record. NCBI's taxonomy places the organism in Eukaryota, Viridiplantae, Streptophyta, Magnoliopsida, Malvales, Malvaceae.